GGCGGGGCGCAGUGUCCGGAGCAGCCAGUGGGCGGCCGGGCGGCCGGUCCGGUGUAGGAGAAGCGGCGCGAUCUGUCCCUGGUCAGGCUCUGCAUCCAUGGAGCGAGCCGAGGGGCCGAGUUCAGAACUUGCUAAGGCCAUCAAACCUAUCGAUCGGAAGUCAGUCCAUCAGAUUUGUUCUGGGCAAGUGGUACUUAGUCUCAGCACUGCUGUCAAGGAAUUGGUAGAAAAUAGUGUGGAUGCAGGCGCCACUAAUAUUGACCUCCGGCUUAAAGACUAUGGGAUGGAUCUCAUUGAAGUUUCAGACAACGGAUGCGGCGUAGAAGAAGAAAACUUUGAAGGCUUAACACUGAAGCAUCACACUUCUAAGAUUCAAGAGUUUGCUGACCUAACUCAGGUUGAAACUUUUGGCUUUCGGGGGGAAGCUCUGAGCUCGCUCUGUGCACUGAGUGACGUGACCAUUUCUACCUGCCACGCGUCUGCGAAGGUUGGGACUCGACUGGUGUUUGAUCACAAUGGAAAAAUCCUCCAGAAAUCCCCCUACCCGCGACCCAGAGGGACGACGGUCAGCGUGCAGCAGUUGUUUUAUACGCUGCCUGUGCGCCAUAAGGAGUUUCAAAGGAACAUUAAAAAGGAGUUUGCCAAAAUGGUCCAGGUCUUACACGCGUACUGUAUAAUUUCGUCAGGAGUCCGUGUCACUUGCACCAAUCAGGUCGGGCAGGGCAAGCGGCAGCCCGUCGUGAGCACCAGCGGAGGCGCCAGCAUCAAGGAAAACAUCGGAUCUGUGUUUGGGCAGAAACAGUUGCAAAGCCUCAUCUCUUUUGUUCAGCUGCCCCCUAGUGACUCGGUCUGUGAAGAGUUUGGCCUCAGCUGUUCUGAUGCUUUGCACAAUCUGUUUUGCAUCUCAGGUUUUAUUUCUCGCUGUACUCACGGCGUCGGGAGGAGUUCAACCGACAGACAGUUUUUCUUUAUCAAUCGGCGGCCUUGCGACCCAGCAAAGGUUUCCAGACUGGUGAAUGAGGUCUAUCACCUGUACAAUCGGCAUCAGUAUCCUUUCGUUGUCCUUAACAUUUCCGUUGAUUCAGAAUGUGUCGAUAUCAACGUUACUCCGGAUAAGAGGCAGAUUUUACUACAGGAGGAGAAGCUUUUGCUGGCAGUUUUGAAGACGUCUUUGAUAGACAUGUUCGAUAAUGAUGUUAACAAAAUCAGCGUCCGUCAGCAGUCACUGCUGGAUGUCGAAGGUAACUUAAUAAAACGGCAUCCGGCAGAAACGGAAAGGCCUGGGCCGGAGCAGCAGGAGCAUCCCGCCCCGUUGAAGGCUGCGGGACAAGAGAAAAGGGCAGUGACCAUUUCCAGACUGAGAGAGGCCUUUUCCCUGCGGCAGGCGCCCGAGAACAAGCCUCGGGGCGCCAAGACCGCGGACUCCAGGCGGGUUUCUCCGCGGCAGAAAGGCGGCGCCCCAGGGCCCCUCUGCUCCCGCACGCGCAUCUCGGAACCGAGGGAGGAGGGGAUGGCAUCCGCCCGGGCACCCUCUGACCCGAUGGGCCCAGGGGAGGCCUCGGAGGAGGCCUCGGGGCACAGCAGCGCCUCCGCCAGCUCCGGGGAGGGCUCCAGCGCCCCCGAAACGGGCAGCCACCCCAGCAGCGACCCUGCGGCAAGCGCCCCCGAGGACGGGUUUUCGCAAGAACACGUGGAGUCUUGUGAAGAGGCCCCUGCACCUGCUCUUGGCGCUUUAGACCAAGAGGCUGGCGGCCUCCGCCGGCCUCAGCCCCCGAACGCCUCAUCCCCAAACCCCAAGCGUUUUAAGAAGGAAGGGGUGCCUUUAAACCCCGACGUCCCCCCAGAGCCGGUGGCAACGCAGAGCGUGGCAGCGGCCGAGGUGGAUGUCGCUGUUGACAUUGAGAAGAAAAUAGUGCCCCUUGACUUUUCCAUGCGUUCUUUAGCCAAACGGAUAAAGCAGUUAUGUCGCCAAGAGCAGCAGCGAGAAGGUGAGCAGAAUUACAGGAAGUUUCGGGCCAAGAUUUGCCCUGGAGAAAAUCAAGCCGCAGAAGAUGAGCUACGAAAAGAGAUAAGUAAAGAGAUGUUUGCAGAGAUGGAAAUUAUCGGGCAGUUUAACUUGGGAUUUAUCAUCACCAAGCUGAAUGCGGAUAUCUUCAUAGUGGACCAGCACGCCACGGACGAGAAAUACAACUUUGAGAUGCUGCAGCAGCACACGGUUCUCCAGGGGCAAAGGCUUAUCGUACCUCAGACUCUCAACUUAACGGCGGUCAAUGAAGCGGUUCUGAUAGAAAAUCUGGACAUAUUCAGAAAGAACGGUUUUGAUUUUGUUAUCGAUGAAGAUGCUCCGGUCACCGAGAGAGCUAAGUUGAUUUCCUUGCCGACGAGUAAAAACUGGACCUUCGGGCCCCAGGACAUAGACGAGCUGAUCUUCAUGCUGAGCGACAGCCCGGGGGUCAUGUGCCGCCCUUCCCGAGUCCGGCAGAUGUUCGCCUCCAGAGCCUGUCGGAAGUCUGUGAUGAUCGGAACUGCCCUCAACACGAGUGAGAUGAGGAGGCUCGUCAGCCACAUGGGGGAGAUGGACCAUCCCUGGAACUGUCCCCACGGAAGGCCGACCAUGAGACACAUUGCCAACCUGGAUGUCAUUUCUCAAAACUGACACUUCUCCUUUUAUGAACGCUUCAUUGUACGGCAGAUUUCUCUGUUUUGAAACGCAGGGUUUUAACCUUUUUUUUUUUUUUUUUUUUUUGGUUUAUUUCUAAAAGAAGCCGUUGCUUAAAAAUGUUUCAGAUCCAUUUAGAAAUGCUCUUGAGAACUUUUUCAAACAGUUCAGAGCAUUGCUUGCGACACUUUCUGUUCCGCUCUUGAGCUUGGGUAAGUGUGUGGACAAGGAAGAGAACUUUUUUUUUUUUUUUUUUUUUUGUCUUUUUACUUUUCUCGAGGGCCGCUUCCCGCAGCAUAUGGAGGUUCCCAGGCUAGGGGUCUAAUCAGAGCUGGAGUCACCGGCCUACGCCAGAGCCACAGCAAUGCGGGAUCCAAGCCGCGUCUGCAACCUGCACCACAGCUCGCGGCAACGCCGGAUCCUUAACCCACUGAGCAAGGCCAGGGAUCAAACCCGCAACCUCUUGGUUCCUAGUUGGAUUUGUUAACCACUGCGCCACGACGGGAACUCCAAGAAGAGAACAUUUUAACAAAUUGGGAGGAGCAAGUGCUUCGGAAGUCACCCAGACCUCUGCUCUGGCCCCCCAGAUUUUAGUCCCCAACUUUCAGCCCUUGAUGAUUAAAUUCACAGUGGUUUCGCUUUACACAUUUCAAAUGAUGGUCCAUUUGAAUUAGUGGUUCUCAACCCUGAUGCAUAGUAAAUUUAGAAAAUAGGGAGUUGCUGUUGUGGCUCAGUGGGUUAAGGACCUGACAUUGUUUCUGGGCGGAGGUGGGGGAGGAAUUCAGGUUUGAUUUCUGGCUUCCCACAGUGGCUUAAGGAUCCGGCAUUGCUGCAAGCCAUGGCACAGGUCACAGGUGCAGUUUGGGGUCGCUGUGGCAUAGCCCAACCCCUAGCCCAGGAACGUUCACAUGCUGCAGCUGAAGCCAUAAAAAGAAAAAACUGUUGAGAAAGCAGUCCAGCAAACUCAAGCGGGAUCCUCUGUCCAGCUGGAAGGAAUUGACCAGGGGGAGCGGGGUCCUUAUUCUUAAAUGUUCCCCGCUGCAGCCAGGGUUGCAAAGACCGUUGUUGUAGGCAAGGGGAAAUAAAAGAUUUUUCUGUAA
This is a messenger RNA of Sus scrofa (pig), 3759 nucleotides long. RefSeq names its product PMS1 homolog 2, mismatch repair system component (gene PMS2). Gene Ontology annotation, molecular function: ATP binding; ATP hydrolysis activity; mismatched DNA binding. The record is from RefSeq and is a predicted model, not a curated record. Gene Ontology annotation, biological process: somatic hypermutation of immunoglobulin genes; mismatch repair. NCBI's taxonomy places the organism in Eukaryota, Metazoa, Chordata, Mammalia, Artiodactyla, Suidae. Gene Ontology annotation, cellular component: MutLalpha complex.